Rattus norvegicus (Norway rat) is the source of this 2937-nucleotide messenger RNA. The record is from RefSeq and is a predicted model, not a curated record. Lineage: Eukaryota; Metazoa; Chordata; Mammalia; Rodentia; Muridae.
UUCAUUUGUCUGAAGAUUGGAAAAUGCAGCACUUAGUAAGUUCGCAGCCUCACUGCCAACAGGCAGGAACCUGCCAGGUUGAGAGGGUACAGCCAUCUGGAACAGCAGAGAACAGGGAAGCUUCGGGAAGGGAACACAUUUCAUAAAUCCCCAUGGCUACCGAGAUUGCUGCAAUGGUUAUCAUCCCGCCCAACACCCCUGGAUUCCUGUGGACUGGUACAUGGCUCAGCUGACUGAGUCACCAGCACCUGCUGCUAGGAAGAACCUUGGUGUCCUCACUGCUGAUAAACCCAGGAAGAUGAAAUGGCUGCCUUGGGCUCAUUGCAGGAAGAUCCCAAAGUUAGAGCCGAGGUUUCCUUUUUUCCGUGGGGUUCAGAGAUUUUGCCAUGAAUAGGGUGUGGCUGUUUGACAGAAAGCACCGGAAAGUGUUCUGAUUGUGCGACAGCUCAAGGUUAGUGGUACUUCGCAAAGAAAAUGCGCAGCAUGUAAUCCUAAAGUUGAAUGAGACCUUAUGAGAGCAUUAAUGGUCUGUGUCUCUGCCUUUCAGUGGAAACCAGCCAACUUAUCAUCUUCUGUAUGUGCUUAAUUUUGAUAAGAUUUAUAAACAUACUCUAUUUCAUUUUUAAUCCCAUUCACAUUGUGUUUUAGCUAAUGGUGGAAUGUUUACAAUAGUUAGACAAUUGACCUUUAUGACAUUCCAAAGAACUUUUCAGGUCCAGUGAAUGCAAGAAGUGAAUGAUACACACUGCAUAGAAAACAGUAUGCUUUUUUACAACUACGGGAGUUCUUGUUGGCAUGAUUAGUGAAAUGAAAACAGAUAAAUGUGAUUAUGUAUGCUUAGGACUUGGAAAGCACUUGGAAAGUUCAGCAACGUCCUUGGAUAAAUAGGGAGUUGAAGCCAGUUUCAACUGCAUGAGAAGCUACAGAGAAACAAAUUAUACACAAGUUCAAUCUUUGGUGUGCUGCCAUUUUCAUGUUAAUCUAGAAAGAAUAAGGUGACUGUAUAAUAAAUAUUCCAAACAAAGAUCCUUCAUAGGGAGAUAGGGGUGCUAUUAACAUUUAUGUCGGAACAGUAAGACUACUCUGAGAAAAGGGGAUUAAUGACUACUUGCUGAGAUAGCGAGGGACUAUGAGCAGAGUCAAAUACUGUAUCUAGCUCGAAAUUAAUAAGCAAGGAAGUUUUAAGUCACAGAUAAUUAAAAGGAUCUCAUUAUGAAAACUUUUGAUUUUUUACCUCACCUUAGAAUUAUGGUUUUAAAAAAUGAGACCCCCCCAAACACACACACAACACAAAAUCCUCCAUUCCAACAACUACAAGAUUCAGACAAUUAAAUUCUUAUCUUAAAAGUUUGUGGAACUGUGCACCAUAUAGUCCCACCCACUGUCCUAUUAGAAACUUCCAGUCCCACCCCCCGCCCCCCCCCCCGAACUCAUAACUACCUGCUGUUCCGGCCUCUUCACUCAGAACUUCCGGAACGAUCUUCAACAUUCUGUUUCUGGAAACUUACUUCUUCAUAAGCUCCAUCUUGCUCACCAACCAUGAGUGCCUGGAGCCAUCAGAAUUACACCACUGAGGUAGAGGCCAUGAUCGAUCGCCUGAUCAGCAUGCAUCUGGAGGCCUCAGAUAGGUAUCUCUCUCUGGGAUUCGUUUUCAAAGAUGACUGUUCUGUGGCAGGCCUGGUUCACUUCUUCCGAGAUCUGUCUGAAGAGAAGCGUCAGGCUGCCUAUCUACUCCUGAUGCAAACUCGACAGAGCGACUGCGGCCACUUCUCUAAUGGGCCCACGGUGCCCUCAUAUCAGUGUGAUGGGAGCCUGGAUGCUAUGGAAACUACCUUGGCCUUGGAGAAGAACCUGAACCAAGUCCUUCUGGAUCUGCACGCCCUGGGUUCAUCCAACGCAGACUUCCAACUCUGCCACUUCCUGGAGAAGCACUUCUUAGAGAAGGAGAUGAAUCUCAUCAAGAAGAUUAGCGACUACCUGACCAACCUCCGCCAGCAGGCCAGCGAGGAGGAAAGCCUGAGUGAGUGUCUCCUCAAAAGGCUCACAUUGAACAGCGACUAGGGACACUUGGAGUCCAUGGCCGGUGGCCUUGAGGCGUUGCCUCUGUUUGCUGAUAGCUUCUCGUCCAGCUCAGUACCAUCUGCUAAAGCCACAUGCCAAAUAGAAACAAAGUUUCUUUGCAUAGACAAAAACAGCUAAUUUGGGGUGGGCUGAAGGAUUUGUUGUCUGACAGUCUCUGGCAGUGUUAAGUAAGCCGUUCUUUCCUGAAACCGUGUUUGGUCUGUCCAAAAACCCGUAAUAAUUCAUAAAAAUUGUAUGCAGUCUUAGUGGUGGUGGGAUUUGAACCAAUUCUGGCUGCUGGACUGUGCUCCAGCUACAUUCUAAAAUGUACGGUUGAUUUUUGUCUCAGAAAAAGUGAACUGAUUAUCUGGACUACAUCAUACUGUACCCCUAACCCCCAACGUGCCAUCAGUUACCAUCUAAUUGCUUUUCUUGAUCCCCAAGUUGAUGUGAUGCCAUCUGCUUACUCGAGGGAACCGGAGAAGCAGCAACCCCAUGAAAGUCAUCGUGGUAUCUCUCUAGGUUUGCUGCUGACAAUAUCUACUAUACACUGACCUCUCCACGAAGAUUCUCAAGAUAAACUUUGGAGUGGACUUAUGACUAGAAAUAGUGCUUCCACUUGGUAAUUGGCUUGUUUUUCCUUUAUGGACACGAUCAGUAGAUCGAAGUUCCCUUUUCUGAUUGCCUGCUGAACCUCUUAGGGCUGGCUAACUUUGCAAUCCAGAUAAGAGUAAAUAAGUAAGGCUGCUUAAGCACUACUGUGUGUUACAUCGUUUACUAAUGUGUCUGUGUGUUAUGGAUUCUAUUAUGUCAUUUAAUGUUAAUAUUUCUAGACUGCAACGGAGAACAUGUAGCUGAAUAAACAUUGUCACUGCA